UGAAGUUUCAUCAUCACGCUGAUGCAGCAUGCACGAAUGAUAAAUAUUGUCUAAGACGAAGUCUGUUCACAGAGAGAGGUAGGAAACUAGGAUUCCUGCAGUUACCGUAAUAUUAGGUAAAUGGCAGAGCCUAACGCUGUGUCACAGCUUGCCGAUAUGGAGCUGAACGAUGGGACAGGAGACCAGUUGAGCAAGGAUACCAGCGUUGCUGAUGAUGACCGGGUGGAUCCGUGGACCGUAGUGGCAUCGUCAGAGAAAGGCAUCGAUUACGACAAGCUCAUCAAAAGGUUUGGAAGCUCCAAGAUUGACCAAGCAUUGCUGGAUAGAUUUGAGAAGGUCACAGGUCACAAGCCUCACCACCUGAUGAAACGAGGCGUGUUCUUCUCUCAGAGGGAAGUACACAGGAUACUAGACCGGUAUGAAGCCAAGAAGCCGUUCUUUCUCUACACGGGCCGUGGGCCAUCCAGUGGCUCCAUGCACGUGGGACAUCUCAUACCAUUUGUCUUCACAAAAUGGUUGCAGGAGGUAUUUGACGUACCCCUCGUCAUCCAGCUGACAGAUGAUGAGAAGUUUCUGUGGAAGGACCUGAAGGCGGAGGAGGCUUUGAGGCUAGCCAAGGAGAACGCUAAAGAAAUCAUCUCACUAGGGUUUGACUCGGAGAAGACCUUCAUAUUCUCCAAUAUGGAAUACAUAGGUUCAUCCCCACCUUUCUACAUGAACAUGCUCAAGAUACAGAAGUGCAUUACAUUCAACCAAGUCAAAGGCAUAUUUGGUUUCACAGAUAGCGAUUGUAUCGGUAAAAUCAGUUUCCCAGCCAUCCAGGCCGCGCCGUCCUUCUGUAAUUCCUUCCCCCAAAUCUUCGGCAACAAGAAAGACAUCCCUUGCCUCAUACCCUGUGCAAUUGAUCAAGAUCCUUAUUUCCGGAUGACCCGGGACGUGGCACCCCGUCUCGGCUACCCAAAGCCUGCACUAAUCCACUCAACGUUCUUCCCAGCGUUACAAGGGGCUCAGACUAAGAUGAGCGCCAGUGAUCCCAACACCUCCAUAUACCUGACAGACACACCCAAGCAAAUUAAGAACAAGGUAAACAAGUAUGCCUUCUCAGGGGGCGGAGCUUCAGUAGAAGAGCAUCGCGAGAAGGGAGGCAACUGUGACGUUGACAUUUCCUAUCAGUAUCUGACAUUCCUCAUGGAAGAUGACGAACGUCUAGAACAGAUCAGACAGGAUUACACCAGUGGCAAGCUACUAACGGGCGAACUGAAGAAGGAAUUGAUCGUUAUACUGCAGAAACUCAUAGGUGAUAUUCAGGAAAAUAGGAAAAAAGUCACCGAUGAUGUAGUCAAGGACUUCAUGCGAGUACGGAAACUCAAAUACAACUAUUAAUGUAGGAUUGUUUGAAAAAACAAUGACUUGUUAUAAAUUAAAACAAAAUUAUUCUGCUGUAAAACAGUGCUUGGAGUGGUUUGGCAUCAGUCAUACGCAAUGUCCAAUUUUUAAAACCAUUUUGUUGCUUUUUUUUCACACACUCUUUUUUGUUUUUUUGUUUGGGUAAAGUGGUGUUGUAAUUGUUUCUUGUCAUUAUCUCUAAAAACUAGCUUUUUGCAAGUGUUUUGGUAAUGGCAAUAUCUGUCCAAUCUGUUCCCCUGUAGGUAUGGGCUUACCUGUUGGAGAACAGAGGUCUUAUUGAAGUAAAGUGUCUUGCCAAAGAACAUAAUGAUUUGCUCAUUGUCUGAAGACUUGCUGAUAAAAUGCAUGAGUACAGUAUUACUAUGCAAAAUACUAGGUCAUAGUGCAGUGAUGUGGGGGGGGGGGGGAGGGGGUGUGCAUGGUUAACAGGUUUAAUCGAAAUUGGGCCGUUCUGUUCCGUGUAUUGUAAACAAUUUCUAGUCGAAAUAAGCUCGCUGGAAAAAAACAUGUUUACAACCUAAAUGUUUUUGUCUUUCUUAUAAAAUAAGUAAACUCUCAUUGCAAGGACAGUCAUUAUGUUGUGACAUGCUUCGCCAUAAGAUCUCGUCCUGAUAUGAUGCAGCACUCCGUAUACAAAUUAUGAAUGACCAUUUAUCAUAACGAGGACAUGCAGAGCACACUAAAAAUAAGAUUACAAUUAAUCCAAGUGGGAUUUUGGCACUUAAAUUUGCCGAAGUGAUAACUGGGAAAAAUACAAUGAUUCCAUUUGAAUGUUUUUGCAAAAACAGUGGAGAAUUAGAUUUGCAUAAUUUUUAGCUACUUAAAUCUUUGAAAGCUUCAAUUACUAUAUAUUUUUUCUGGUACUUUUUAUCAUGGAAAAUUGUUGUGAGCAGUUAAUUUCUUGUGUUACGAAAGGGUCCAUAUUCAGCUAUCUCAUACUUACAUAAUGUUUUGUAACAUUGUAAAGAAAACAUAUUAAAGUAAAAGAGUGGAUGAGGAAAAUGAACAAAUAGAUUGAGACCAGGCCAAGGCAUUUAUUGAGCAUAGAAAGCUGUCUCCUAACUUUGGAUUUAAUUGUCAUCUUUUUUUCUUCUCCAUCUUAUUUUAAAAAGAACUUAAAAAUAUACUAUAUAUUGUUCAAAUUUUGUGGCAUAUCUCCAUGUGAAAAUGACUUGUGAAUAAAAAAAUUCAAAUAUUAACCAU
Molecule: messenger RNA, 2610 nt
Organism: Patiria miniata (bat star)
Lineage: Eukaryota; Metazoa; Echinodermata; Asteroidea; Valvatida; Asterinidae
Gene: wars1
Product: tryptophan--tRNA ligase, cytoplasmic-like
Exons: 10
Coding region: 121-1383 (420 amino acids)
Biological process (GO): tryptophanyl-tRNA aminoacylation
Cellular component (GO): cytoplasm
Molecular function (GO): ATP binding; tryptophan-tRNA ligase activity
Source: RefSeq, a predicted model, not a curated record